AUGAGUUCCACCGCCGGGGGAGGCCCGUUUCUGAGGUUCCGCGAUGUCGCCAUUGCUAAAAGUCCAAAGCCGCCGGAGUUGGAGCGUGGUCAGGCUGAGCGGCGUCGUUCGCUCAUGGAUGGCGUGAAAAGGGGCAUAGCUAAAAAAUUGUAUAAGCCAUUAGGGCUUGGCACGUUCGACACGGCUGAAGUAGCAGCCCUUGCCUAUGACACCGUUGCCCUCAGAUUCAAAGGCACCAAGGCCAAGCUCAAUUUCCCCGAACGAGUUCAAGGCAACACUAGUACUAGCAUCCCUAGGAACGUGUACCCUCCUAGCAAUCUAUCGUCAUUGUCCGGACAAAACAUCAAUGCCAUGCCGUUUAAUCCAUCAGUGACAAUGACGGCAUCGUCUCAUGAAGCAUACCCGGACUUGAUUCAAUACGCGCAGCUUCUCUCAAGUAGCGAUGCGGAGUUCCCCUUCAUUACUUCGACCUUGUUGGGUCAAGAGCACUUUGGUUCCCCAUCUUUGAUGUCGUCGUCUCGACAAGACGAGGUGGCGAGAUCAUCUAGUUAUGAUUUUCAGGAUGCUGAGGAAUACAAGCCUGGUGACCGAAGCAAGUGA
Molecule: messenger RNA, 600 nt
Organism: Eucalyptus grandis
Lineage: Eukaryota; Viridiplantae; Streptophyta; Magnoliopsida; Myrtales; Myrtaceae
Product: ethylene-responsive transcription factor ERF113-like
Exons: 2
Coding region: 1-600 (199 amino acids)
Biological process (GO): regulation of DNA-templated transcription; ethylene-activated signaling pathway
Molecular function (GO): DNA binding; DNA-binding transcription factor activity
Source: RefSeq, a predicted model, not a curated record